Pimephales promelas (fathead minnow) is the source of this 2099-nucleotide messenger RNA. RefSeq names its product ring finger protein 2 (gene rnf2). Lineage: Eukaryota; Metazoa; Chordata; Actinopteri; Cypriniformes; Leuciscidae. Gene Ontology annotation, molecular function: ubiquitin protein ligase activity; chromatin binding. The record is from RefSeq and is a predicted model, not a curated record. Gene Ontology annotation, cellular component: PcG protein complex; ubiquitin ligase complex.
AUCGAAGUGGAUGACUGACUUAAAACUGACUCAGUUUUAGGAAAAUACCACAUUUCCCAGAGUUCAUCAGGGCCCAAUGAAUCCGCCAUAUUGAGCUCACCAGAACGCGCUGGCAGGAGAGAGAGAGAGAGUGAGUGUUCACAACAUUGAAAUAGGUGAAGGAGACAGUGUAUAAAUAUGACACAGACGGUCCAGACGAAUGGGGUUCAACCCCUCAGCAAGACAUGGGAGCUUAGUCUCUAUGAAUUACAGAGAACUCCACAGGAGGCCAUCACGGAUGGUCUGGAGAUCGCCGUGUCCCCGCGCAGCUUACACAGUGAGCUCAUGUGUCCCAUCUGUCUGGACAUGCUAAAGAACACCAUGACCACCAAGGAGUGCCUGCACCGCUUCUGUGCCGACUGCAUCAUCACUGCACUCAGAUCAGGGAAUAAGGAGUGUCCAACAUGCAGGAAGAAGCUGGUGUCUAAGCGCUCCCUCCGUCCAGACCCCAACUUUGACGCCCUGAUCAGUAAGAUCUACCCCAGCAGAGACGAGUACGAAGCCCACCAGGAAAGAGUGUUGGCCCGCAUCAGCAAGCACAACAACCAGCAGGCGCUCAGCCACAGUAUUGAAGAGGGCUUAAAAAUCCAAGCCUUGAACAGACUGCAGCGGGGGAAGAAGCACCAGAUCGAAAAUGGCAGCGGGGCAGAGGAUAAUGGGGACAGUUCACACUGCAGCAAUGCAUCAGUGCACAGUAACCAAGAGGCCGGGCCCAGCAUCAAACGAACCAAAACUUCUGACGACUCGGGACUGGACAUGGACAAUGCCACAGAGAACGGAGGAGGAGACCUGGCUCUGGACGGGGCCAGCGAGAUUGAGCUGGUGUUCCGCCCUCAUCCGACACUGAUGGAGAAAGAAGACGCUGCGCAGACAAGGUAUAUUAAGACUUCGGGGAAUGCCACAGUGGACCACCUCUCAAAAUACUUAGCUGUCAGAUUGGCUCUGGAGGAAAUGCGCAAGAACCAAGAAGGAAGCCCCAUCAACGUAGAGGCAGCCAGCGAAAAACAGUACACCAUCUACAUCCCUACAGCAAACAACCAGUUCACAGUCCUGAACGGCUCCUUCUCCUUGGAGCUGGUGAGCGAGAAGUACUGGAAAGUCAACAAGCCCAUGGAGUUGUACUUCGCCCCAACAAAGGAGCACAAAUGAAUCCUGUGAGACACGAGGGUCCAAGCUGACCCGGGACAGACUGAUGGUUCACCCUCUCUUCUCUCUCCCUGUUUCUUUCUUUGUUCCUCCUCAUCUGGAGUAAAAUAGUCUCUGGAGCCCUGGCUCCUCAAUAACUGUGGCUGCUUUAAUUUGUUUUUUAUUGUCUUUUUGUAUGAGAACGAGACCAGGGUCGAUCAUUGGGAAUGGGUGGGAGGGUUAUGGAAGUCAAACCAGUGUGGAUUUGUUUGUUUUUUCUCACCCUUUCAGUUGACACGACCAUUUCAUUGUUUCAUGUUGAGUCCUUUUUGAGUCAAGCGGACUCAGACGUUGCCUUCAACACGCCAAAAUUUUAGUCAAAAUGGAUAUUGCAACGGUAACACCAUGAGGAAAUCAUACUGUUGGAAGGUGGCUUUCAUAGCCAAUGGCGCUGUUCUUUACGUUCAAGAGAACAUGUAAGAGAUUUUAAGUGCAUUUUCUGACACACCACUCCUGUAGCAGCAACAUUUAUUCACUAACAUGACUGCAUCUUGCCACUGUGUACCAGUACAAUGGCUUAGUUCACAUGACGCGUCAUGUCACUAGUCUGUACUAUUGUGUUGGUCGUCAGAUGUUUCGGGGAUUGUACAUACGACAUCACUUUAUAGAAUAACUACCUGGAAAAUGUAUAUUGACACCAUUGUUUCAACUAGUACCAUUUCAUAAAAACAAAAGUUCAGUUGUAAAUUUGGACCCAGUUUUUGAUAGUUGCAUUUCAUAUAGACACUUCGUCCAAGACAUGGAAAAACUUUUUAGAGCAUGAAAUACUUUUAGUUUGACAUCCUUGGCAUACAUUUGAGUUAAUGUUGUUAUUUGGGGAAAAAAUGUAAACAGCGUUUUUGUUUGGAAAAUAAAUAAAAAAAAAUGUAUGCAAA